Molecule: messenger RNA, 1718 nt
Organism: Bursaphelenchus xylophilus (pine wood nematode)
Lineage: Eukaryota; Metazoa; Nematoda; Chromadorea; Rhabditida; Aphelenchoididae
Source: the annotation of a GenBank genome assembly
AUGGGUUCGGACCAGCUUUUGUUGGAUGGAUCCACCCAUUCCCAGAAGACGGCCCUCUCCAUUUACAUGUUACGGGUCUAUAAACUGGCCAAGAGUUUAGUCAUCGCUCUAGUUUUGGUGUUCUUGCUAUGGUUUUUAUUGAUAAAUUUUGGGCCAAAGAGGAAGAAAACAAAAGAAAAUGAUGACAUAAUUCAGAGGCAAUUGAUGGAGGUACCAAAAGAUGUAAGCGCAAUAAUUUGGGAUAAACAUUUUUCUUCUAGACAUUUGAUGGUUAUAUCAAUAUAUAUGUCGCAAAUGACAUCCCUGUGGAUGAAGGGGUCAAUACGUUCAAGAAUUGUCCAGUCAGCAACUGCUUGAUACAUAGGAACGGUAAGAGAUUUUCUUAAGAAUGUUUCAAAUUUUGUUCUCCAAAGGUUUAGGAAUCUUGAUUUGUAAAAUUUUUGCUAUCUUUUCGUUGUAAGAAUCACUCCCUUUGUAGCCGCAGCAUAUCCCAAAGCAAACGCCGUAAUAUUGACAUCUAAAUCCAAAUUGCCCGGAGACAAGACGUCUGGUCAAGUCUGGAUUCUAAGUUUAAUGGAGAGCCCGCUGAAUACGCAAGGAUUGGCAGAGCUCAAUGGAAAGGUAGGCACAUUGUGCUGGAUAUUGUUUACUUUUAGGUAAACUUCACCGCUUCUUAUCGAUAUGACAGUGAUUUCCCCACUCCAUACGACUAUAUCCGGCAAAGCAAAAAACCGUUGGCUCAGUCUCGCCUUAACUUAACAGCGGGUGAGUGUACACAUGUACUAGUUUCUUGCAAAUGUUAUUAGGAAGAACUUUCACUUUUCAUACGGCGCAUAUAAGGAAAAAAGUCAUUAUUUCCGCCGUAUCUUGACUGCAAAGACCUUUAAAUGGGAGUUAUAGUAUAUAGAAAGCGCCGGCUAAAUUUUCCAAGGAUGACUAAUACUAUUUAUUAUCCCAUUUACGUGUUAUAAUUUACACUAUGGAUUGCAGAGAAAACAAAGAAAGUUUUGUGGCUGGUCUCCAAUUGUUUUACUCCAAGCCGCCGAGAUCUUAUUGCCGAUGCCUUGGGGCAAUACAUUCAGGUUGAUAUCAAAGGAGAGUGUGGCGAUGGAAGGGUUGGAGUGGAAGAGGGAUUCCGAUUAAUGAGAGAGGAAUACAAGUUUUAUUUGGCGUUCGAGAACUCACAAUGUAAAGAUUAUGUGACCGAAAAGAUGUUCAAUGCACUGAGGUGAGUGGCUUCAGAAGUUUGUUUCAUUUUUUUUUGAUAUGCUGUAGCUUACUGUAAAAUUAUUAUUAUUUUCUUCAAUACUGUUUAGGGUCUGCAACACUUAUUUUUUCAGAAACAACAUUUUGCCAAUUGUUUAUGGAGAAGAUAGAAAAUUCUACGAACAAAUCGCUCCUCCCAAGUCCUUUAUCCAUGUCGACGACUUUGACAACGUGAAAAAGAUGGCAGAGUAAGUUUCGGAAUUUUUGAUUACUAAUUUUGUUUCCCUCGGCUUACACUUGCUACUUCUAGAUACCUAAUCUACUUGGACAAAACUCCCUCUGCUUACAAUGAGUACUUUGAAUGGAAGAGUAAUUUCUAUCUCUCCGACUCAAAGUUUUAUUGUCGCCUUUGCUCGGCGCUGCAACGGCCAAAACACAAAAUCUACAAGGAUCUGGAGAGCUGGUGGAAUGGCCAGAAAGAUUGUAAAAUCAGCUCUGAACCAAGGAUCUAG